This is a messenger RNA of Eriocheir sinensis (Chinese mitten crab), 2642 nucleotides long. RefSeq names its product platelet binding protein GspB-like. Lineage: Eukaryota; Metazoa; Arthropoda; Malacostraca; Decapoda; Varunidae. The record is from RefSeq and is a predicted model, not a curated record. The transcript has 3 exons. The coding region runs from base 1395 to 2099 and encodes 234 amino acids.
ACAUGUUUUUGUCCGGAGAGCAGGGUUGCCAUUUGGUAUUUUUCAAUACCAAAUUAGGAUAAAUUUGGUAUUGAAAAAUCCGUUUGGUAUUGAAGCACCGUUUUAGACUUAAAUUUGGAAGUGAAACGAAAUAAAUUUGGUAUUGAACUAAAAACAAGAAUAAAAAAUAGUGUGUGCGAUAGACACACACACGGCCCGGUAGCUCAGUGGAUAGAGCGUCUGCCUCACAACCAGAAGGACCGGGCUUCGAUUCCCCGGCCGGGUGAAGAUAAGUUGGGUUUAUCUUCUUUCACGUGUAGCCCCUGUUCACUAAAGCAGUGAGUAGGUACGCGACGUCAGGCAAGGAGUUGUGACCUCGUUGUCGCGGUGUGUUGAGUGUGAGUGGUCGUACCCAAAGAUCGGUACAAUGAGCUCUGUGCUUCUCCGAAGGGGAACGGCUGGCUGUCUCGAGAGAGACCCGCAGCAGACCAAGAGGUGAAUUACACACACACAAAAAAAAUGUACACAGACACUACAACCUACUCAGUAACAAAUUAGUGAUUUAAUGUUUAUAGUAUUUUCAAGUCUUAGUCGGAACAUUAGGGCUGAAUUUUUACCUGAGCUGCAUCAUUCUAUUUUCAACGUCACCCUGCAGACCAGGGACACCAGGACUAGUAUUAAAAGACAACGAGUAAAUAGUUAUUAGUUACGGCCGCGCCCCCCAGGUAGCGAUCCCCGACAACUAUUUUUUUUUUCCUCUCAGGCCGUCCCUGCCCUAUUCCUCCCCCUCUCAUACCCUCUGGUUUCCACGAUUCUUGUAUACAAAACUUUCCUAAGUGCCACACAAUAGGAUUCAUCAUUUCCUCGGACACUUUCCGUUCAACUUAAGAAUAUCCAGAUUUUUCGUGGGAUUUCCAGAUUUUUUAAGCCCAGAUUUCCAGACAAAUAGUAAAGACCAUCUGGCAACCCUGACCCUACCCAGCCAGUCAGUGUCUCGCGUGAGCAGCCCACAGCCUCUCUCUUGCUCGCAGCUCCCGUCGCCUCAUCAUCCAGGGAUUCCAGCCAGCCAGCGCCUUCCCUCCCUCCCGGCGCUGAGUAGCCCACAGCCUCUCUCUCUUGCUCCCGUCGCCUCAUCACCCAGGGAUUCCAGCCAGCCAGCGCCUUCCCUCCCUCCCGGCGCUGAGUAGCCCACAGCCUCUCUCUCUUGCUCCCGUCGCCUCAUCACCCAGGGAUUCCAGCCAGCCAGCGCCUUCCCUCCCUCCCGGCGCUGAGCAGCCCACAGCCUCUCUUGCUCCCGUCGCCUCAUCAUCCAGGGAUUCCAGCCAGCCAGCGCCUUCCCUCCCUCCCGGCGCUGAGCAGCCCACAGCCCACGCUCCGUGUGCUCCCUUCGCUCCGUGUUCCUCCCCGCCUCCAGGAUGGGUCGCCGGCCUCGUGGUGGUCUGCGGUGUGUGGCAGCGGUGGUGGUGGUGGUGUUCAUGCAAGUCUUGCCCGCCACGUCUGCUCCUGCCCCUGCCGGACAGGAGCCCAUCACGCCCUCGCCUUUUGGUGGGGAAGGGGUCCAAAUCGGUUUGGACUUCGAUAACGUCCGUGGAUUCUUUAAUGGCGAGAAGGCCGAAAGACCAAGCGCCGGAGCCCUCACCAGCAAUGGAGUCGGGGCAGAGGUUGUGGUAUUCCGAUUCCCUGAUCACUUCAGCUUCGGUACAACCACGGCUUUGGUAACAACCGCGGCUUUGGUAACAACCGCGGCUUCGGUAACAACCGCGGCUUCGGUAACAACCGCGGCUUCGGUAACAACCACGGCUUCAGUAACAACCACGGCUUCAGUAACAACCACGGCUUCGGUAACAACCGCGGCUUCGGUAACAACCACGGCUUCAGUAACAACCACGGCUUUGGUAACAACCGCGGCUUCGGUAACAACCACGGCUUUGGUAACAACCACGGCUUUGGUAACAACCGCGGCUUCGGUAACAACCACGGCUUCGGUAACAACCGCGGCUUCGGUAACAACCGCGGCUUCGGUAACAACCGCGGCUUCGGUAACAACCGCGGCUUCGGUAACAACCGCGGCUUCGGUAACAACCGCGGCUUCGGUAACAUCGGCGGCCACCGAGACUUAGGUGGCUUCCGUAACUCCGGCUGUCAGUUUGGAUGUUAAUGGCUAUGACGGGUACUUCGGCUACGGCGGCUAUGGUAGCUACGAUAACAACGGCGGCCACGCGACAUUAGUGGCUAGGUGGCUCUGGUAACUUCGGCUGUCGGUGGGGACGUUGAUGGCUCAGGUUAAGAAGGGCCCGUAUUACAAGUCCAAUCCGAGAAGUUUCGGGUCCCUACAAAGGUCGGUUCAGGGGCCGUACUACAAGUCUAAUCCGUGAAGUUUUGGGUCCCUACAGAGUUCGGGAUGAAUAACUCUGUAGGGACCCGAAACUUCUCGGAUUGGACUUGUAAUACGGCCCAUAAACUGACCUUUGUAGGGACCCGAAACUUCUCGGAUUGGACUUGUAAUACGGCCCCUUAAGAGACCCUUCAGAUCUUGGUUUAUGUUAGUCCGUCCAUGGCAACAAGUGAUAUGGCUUAAUUUUCUGUUGUCUGUUUUUUGUGCUUCUUUGUGUGCCUUGUAAUACGUUAUUGUUUUUCAUUGCAAUAAAGAACCUGCACCCACU